AUGCACACACAAGCUGCAACGACAACGCAGCGCGCAAUGCCACUAUCCCCGGCGCCUGUGCGCGAACAGGCCCCCACGACAACCAAAGCACGCAAUGCCGCAGCCCGCAAGCUCGCAGAACAGACCUUCAUUGAUCUGGUCAAUAGAAUUGGCCCGGCAUGCGAAGCAUUCCUGCAACUCAGUGCCUCAGCAAACUUUGCAUCGCACCUACGACGGCUCGUGGCACCCUUCGCAGUUAGCACACUGCAACGAUACCUCCGAGCCAGCCAUGUUUUCGUGGACUUUAUCUCCACUACAUCCUCGCAAAGUGGCAAGCCAUGCCUCAGCAACAUCCAGGUAUCGCUUAUGGCAGAUUAUAUGCUGGCAUGUUCCGCAAGCAAAGAGGAAGACCGCGAAGUGCACAUGAUGAGCCCUGUCUCUAGCAUCAAAGCACUUCGCUGGGUUGCCAAGACCCUGCAAUGGCAAGCACUUUCAGAGGCGAUGUCGUCUCCUGUCAUCUCAGCAUACGGCAGGCAAUCGCGUGAAUACGAUCGCAAAGAAGCGACUGCAAUACCCAUGGCAUUGCUCGCAUGCUGGGAGCGCACUAUCUGCUCCGCAGAGGCACCCCUCACCACCAAGCUGUUCCUGGGCGCCGUCCUGCUCUGCACGCACGCAAGCCUUCGCUUCGGCGAUGCACAGAGAAUAGAAUGGACUACACUGCAACUAAGUGCGCAAGGAUUGCACGGCACUGCAUAUGCAACCAAAACCACGAAAUGUGGUCAGCCGUUCGCGUGUACUUGGCACGGCAUCACAGGCAGAUGUAUGCAAUCUUCAUGGUUGCUGCAAUGGCUAUCAUGCCUCGUGGAGGUAGGCACAGAAGCCGACCUGGAGCCAGAUUUUCUCUUCUUUCAUGCAGAUCCAGACUCGCACAAGCACCCACAAGUUUUCCCGUGCAGCUACGCACACGCACUGCUGUGCCUCAGAUUCAUGGGACAAAAAGCUGGACUGGCAGAGUCAGAGGCAUUCGCACUGACAUUACACAGCAUGAAAUCCACCAUGCUAGCGGCCGCCGCGCAAAUCCAGUUCGAUGAGCAUGCACGCCUCGCACAGGGACACCAUCGGGACAGCCUCAGCCUCUACAGCCGCAGCGACACUCUGGAAGCCCUCCGACUCCAACGUGAAUUGAGCACGCAAUUGGCUCGAGGAUGGAGACCGCAACGCAGCAUGGCCAGAGGAGGCGCAGCCCCCGUACCUGAACCACCCUUCAGCACGCCACCGCAGCCCCCGCAGCAACUGCUCGACAACGAACAGCUGCAAGCAGGGACGUGGGCAGUUUUCACAUCUCGACAUGAAAGCCUGCACCGCAACACCGAACCCAAGUCGCCCGAACCGGACGAACAGCAAAGCACACGCCCAGACACCGACUCGGAAGCAGAUUUGGUGGAGAAAUACGCGUGGGAACGCACGCAAAGCUCAGAGGAGGAAUCUGAGGAGCCGACCGCCCCUGCACCGGAUGAAGAACUUUUCGUGUGCUCGGGGCCCUGGAACGCACUGCACAGCCCCACGCGAAGUUCGCAUCUAGAAUAUGAGCUCCUUUACGGCUUUACGGAUCGUGACGACUACGCCGGGAGGCCCGCAGAGGGAGGCAUGGCAACGCAAUCCGGGGCAGAUGUGCCCGGAGACGCACCGCACUCUGCACACAAUGAGCUGAACAACGAAGAAGGGCUGCAGCGCAUCCUGCGGGAACUCUGCGUCCCGCCGGCAAUGCACCAAGCGCUGCGAGCGCAAGGCAUAUGUUGCAUCGCAGAUUUUGCCUACGCUUAUAACAGCACCGCCGACCUCGAUAACUUUGCCGCGUCCAAGGACGAGGAGUUUUGGACGGCACUGCAAGUGACAGAGCAGCCCUUGCACAGCAUGCCGAUGGCACGCCUGCGCCGCGCACUGGUGCAAGCACAAAUCCGAGUCAAGGCAUACGAGGCAGAGAGGCAUCGCACAGAAGAGCCUGCACCGCAGAGCUCUGCACCUUCUUCCAGCACCGCACCGCCCACCGACUCCUGGGUGGAGCACGCACCGCAACGCCUGGACAACGACACCGUGGCAAAGCUCACUGCAGAGUUCAAAGAAGCCUAUCCGGGAGAGCUCCUGGAUAGCGCAAGCACGCCCAGCAUUCGCCUGCUCAGCAUGGUAUACGCUUGGUUUAAAGACCCUGCACAGCCUCGCAUCAAGUACAUCCCUUUGCAAUUCCGCAUGUCGCAACGCCAAUACACCGAGAUCAUUGAGGCCAAGGCGCACCGCAUUGUCCGCACUGAGGCGCAGCUCAUCAGCACUGCAUUGUUCGAUGACACGCCGACGCUCAGCAUUGCAGAGGUCAAUAUCAACGAAUC
Messenger RNA from Symbiodinium necroappetens, 2363 nucleotides. The record is from the annotation of a GenBank genome assembly. NCBI's taxonomy places the organism in Eukaryota, Dinophyceae, Suessiales, Symbiodiniaceae.